Spinacia oleracea (spinach) is the source of this 714-nucleotide messenger RNA. RefSeq lists its product as uncharacterized. The transcript is spliced from 5 exons. The record is from RefSeq and is a predicted model, not a curated record. The coding region runs from base 132 to 554 and encodes 140 amino acids. NCBI's taxonomy places the organism in Eukaryota, Viridiplantae, Streptophyta, Magnoliopsida, Caryophyllales, Amaranthaceae.
UGCCUUGCUGUAUCUAUUCUCAAAAGUUCAAAACCCUAUUUCCCGAUACAAUAAUAUUCUUGCCCCAAACACCUUCCCACUCAGAUCAUCCAUUGUUCAAUGUUCAUGCUCGCCGGCGCCGCUCGUUGUUCAUGAUCUUUCAUUACAAGGGUAAAUCGACAACGGUUGAGUCAUUGAGUGCAGCUAACCCUAGAAAUUUUCAUCGAAGAAAGUUGAGUCUCAAAUUUGGAAAACUACGAGGGCUUUCAGAUAAAGAUGGCGAUGAUGAGUACAUGCCGGAGAAUGAGGGUAGUGAGGAUGAAAUCGGUUAUGGGAAUGUAAAAUCGAAACUCCAAGCUUUUUUGCAGGUUCGUGUGACUGCUGAAAAUAAUGGAAGGUCAACUUCUUUACAGUUGCCACAUUUUACCGAGGUGGUUACCAAAAAUAUUGCACGCAAGGUACAUGAUCAACUAAAUGGUGUAGGGAGGAAGAAUGAUCUUGUUAUUGGGACGCAAUUCUUGGUGGAGGAUCAGGCUGACAACUUGGUUUUUAAAUUACUUAGUGAUCUUUUAUAGGUUGUAUUUUUUACUUUAUUUUGCUAUAUUUAAAUGUAGGUGAAUAGCUUAGGAAUAUAGGGUAGAACGUCAAUUAAUUUGGUGAAGCUUAAUUUGUUCGCAACAUCGGACAAUAAUGUAAAACUAUAGACUUUUCUAAUGUACGAACUUCUUUUGUAAA